Molecule: messenger RNA, 699 nt
Organism: Trypanosoma theileri
Lineage: Eukaryota; Euglenozoa; Kinetoplastea; Trypanosomatida; Trypanosomatidae
Exons: 1
Coding region: 1-699 (232 amino acids)
Source: RefSeq, a predicted model, not a curated record
AUGUUAUUCACAGCAGCUAACGUUAAUCCUGGGGCCUACGUCAUGUACGUUGGCAAUCCCGGACAACAGCAGUAUCUGCCGCUGUAUUUAAAUGCCCCACCAGCAAUUCAAACAGUUCCUGCUUCUAUGGGACUUCCUGUUAUCUUUACUCAAUCACCAUGUGGAAGUAGCAUACAACAGCCCCAGCCGCCCUCACCAUUAAUCCCUCCUCUUCCUCCUUCCCCUUUUCGUGCUAACAUUCCACAGGCAGUAGUGCUGUCACCAAGUAAUACUUUUUUCCCUUUUACUGCAGAUGUUGGAGUGCCUUUCGCCGCACCAUACACACCGUAUAUAGUACCGGUAGAGCAAACAUACCAACCGGUAAGAGAAACACCCGUGGAGCAGGCGUUACGUGAUCCUCAGCAUUUGGUUCCAGUUUUCUCACCUGAUGCCGGAUUGGUAAAUGUAUCAACAAACAAACCGUCAAACUUGGAUGGGUCUUCAUGUAAUGCCGCUGUGGAACAAAGCAAAGGAGUUAAUACGAAGGAGGGUCGCAGUUCGGAUAUUUCAGGCGUUCGGAAUUUUUUAUCUCCAAUGGGAUCCGUACUUGAGCGUGGUCGAAGCACACGUAUGAAUGUACCACCGCUGGCCAGACGGCGGCCACCACCCUGUCGAAUCCCCCAACGCCUGUUGGAUACUGGUCCUCAAAAAGAGGUGUAA